AAAAAUGCAGCAAGAGUAGUAAUCGUAGUUAUUGUUCUAUUUUGAAUUUGUUUUCUUCAUUUUCCAUUGCACAUCAAUGGUCUUCUUCUUCUUCUUCGACGAUCUUUAAUUUGUUCGUAAUCAUUCACCUCCAUUAAUGUCUGUUUCUACCGAAAAUCGAAUUCCCUUAUGGAGAGAGAUCCUAAAAUCAUCCGCCCUCAUAAACAAAGACAAUUCAGGACAUUUUCGCGUCCUUUCAAUCCUCUUUAUCUUGCCCUUCCUUUCCACUCUCAUCGUAUAUCCUUCUUUCCACCUCGACCUGUUUCACCCUGAUUACGAUUUCACCAUUCUCACUCAAAUUUCCCUUUCCAUUUUCGAAAUUAUUGCACUCAUAAUGUGCACUCUGUUUUUGGUCCUGUUUUUCCUCUGUGCCAUAGCCACAAUUACAUACAGCGCAGUUCAAGCGUCUUAUGGUAGACCAAUCAACCUUUUUUCGUCGAUUAAAUCUAUUAGAAACUCCUUCAUCCCCCUGCUCUCCACCUUUAUCGUUUCUCACACCAUUCUCAUUUCAAUCACUCUCAUUUUCGCGAUAGUUUUGUUUCUCUUAUCCCAAAUUCUCCAAACUUUUGUACUAAUUGAACUCAAAUACGAUCUAAAUCACUUGUUAUUUUUGGUUAUUUUUGCAUUAAUUGUACUCGUACCAAUUCUGUUAUGGCUACAAGUGAACUGGUCAUUAGCUUAUGUGGUAGCAGUGGUUGAAUCAAAACAGGGUUACGAGACACUAAGGAGAAGCGCGUAUUUAGUAAAGGGGAUGAGAUCAAUAGCUUUGUCGAUGAUCCUGUUUUACGGGCUUGCGGUGGGAGGAAUGGUGGUUGGUGGUUGCAUGUUUUUAAUCACUAUAACUACAUCGCGAUCGAAGGGUGAUCAGCGGAGCAUCUUGGUGAUAUUCCAGAUAUUACAGAGUUCAAUAAUGGGAUAUGUGAUGAUGAAUCAGUUUAUUGUCGGAAACGCUAUGUUGUAUAUGUAUUGCAAGGACUUGAAUGACGAAAAAUUGCCCUUCGAUAUUGGAGACAACGAAUCCUCAUAUCUUAAUAUGGUGUGAUAUUUUUCGCGAAAAAGCAUUUAUCUUCGCAAAAAAAUCUUCAAUUAUAUCAAAAGAAAGUAUUUGUUUGACACUUUGUAUAGUAUAUUUCUUUUAUGAAGAAAAUUCGAUUGAUUCUUCCUUGUCAUGUCAACACAUUCACCUU
Messenger RNA from Solanum dulcamara, 1226 nucleotides. RefSeq lists its product as uncharacterized. The transcript has a single exon. Lineage: Eukaryota; Viridiplantae; Streptophyta; Magnoliopsida; Solanales; Solanaceae. Bases 137 to 1081 code for a protein of 314 amino acids. The record is from RefSeq and is a predicted model, not a curated record.